Molecule: messenger RNA, 795 nt
Organism: Nerophis ophidion (straightnose pipefish)
Lineage: Eukaryota; Metazoa; Chordata; Actinopteri; Syngnathiformes; Syngnathidae
Gene: tcima
Product: transcriptional and immune response regulator a
Exons: 1
Coding region: 78-380 (100 amino acids)
Biological process (GO): endothelial cell activation involved in immune response; negative regulation of Notch signaling pathway
Cellular component (GO): nucleus; cytosol
Molecular function (GO): Notch binding
Source: RefSeq, a predicted model, not a curated record
UCUCGUCUCCUCCACGCACUUCACCUCCCGGCCUCAGAAGCACAACCGGCCCCACCCCCCGACACACAAGAGGCGAAAUGUCCACCUACGUGUCCUCAGACUGCCGCCGCGUCAGCCCCACCGUCCGCGGCAACAUGUUCCACACGGCGCACCGCAAGAAGGCGGUGGCCAACAUCUUCGACCACGUCAGCCAGGACGCGCUGACCAGACUCUUCCAGAAGACGGGCGACAUGAAGGCGGAGGAGCGGGUGAGGAGCAUCUUCUCCUACUCGCACGACCCGGAGGAGACGGCCCGGGCCCUGAUGGCGCUGAAGCAGAGGAAGAAGGACAAGUUCCUCCAGAUCGCCGGCGUGCUGCGGCAGCUGCUCAAACUCCGCUGAGGCGCCGGCGUCUUUUCUUUUAAUAUCGGCUCCGAUUUUUGGAGCCACAAGACGCGCGCUGGCUCUCCGUAGAGAGGCUCGCAGGUGCAGCUGGAGGCCCGCCUGAGAGGCCGCCUGCUCCCGCCAAUGGCGAUGGGAAGUCCCGCCGCCAGCGCGGAGGAGCACGGAAAGGAGAUAUGACAUGAAGGAGUGAACAUUCACCCGCUGUGAAGAAACAAGAUCCACCGAGAUGCUGCUGGGAAGUUGCAAUAAAUGAGACAUUUUUUUUUUUUUUGGGGACAUUUAAGGAUGCCUGAAGUGAACUCAACACUUGCCUUGUUCUACCCAUGAACACUCCAGUGAUGUCCCUCCUUUGUCUGAACAGCACGUUCCUGUGUUUACUUGCCAUUUAAUAAAUUGCUUUUUGUACACUCAA